AUGUGGUUUCAUCGAUCAUUAGUUUUUGUUAUAUUUAUGGUUUCAAGCUUCAGGAUCUGGGAAUUAAGCAAUGCAGAUUCAAUUUCUAACUACAUCACUGUUUCUUCCACCGGUCAUGGAGAUUUCAGAACAAUUACUGAAGCUAUUGAACAAGGCAUUCCUGAGAACAAUAAUCACUGGAUUCAGAUCUCUGUUAUGCCAGUAUUUUGGUCUUAUGAUGUUAAAUAUAUCCGUCGCAGUGAGAAAGUUACAGUUCCUUCAAACAAACCGUUUAUUAUCCUCGAAGGCACCAGCAAAGAUACAACAAAGGUUAAUUGGAACGGUAACUCAGAUUUCUCCAAUGCUUCUUUGCAAGUAUUGGCUUCAAAUUUUGUGGCAAGACGAAUAACUUUCCAGUUUUCAUCACAGAAUACAUACAAUCAUUCAUCUGAUGGUGAUCAGAGAAAACAGGCAUUGGCAGCAUCAAUUGAAGGAAACAAAAUAUUAUUCUACGAUUGUCGUUUCAUUAGUGUGCAAGAUACCUUGUUCGAUGGUUCUGGUCUACAUUACUUCAAGAAUUGUUAUAUCGAAGGAGCUGUUGAUUUCAUUUUCGGCAAUGGACAGUCAAUUUAUGAGGAUUGCAAUAUAAAUGUAACCGCGGGGCUUACCGGGGCGAUUCCAGGAUAUAUAACAGCACAAAAUAGAGAAGGGAGAAAUGAAUCAACUGGUUUUGUGUUUAAAUCCUGUAAUAUAUCAGGGAGUGGUCCAACAUAUCUUGGAAGAGCAUAUGGUCCUUCUUCAAGAGUUAUAUUUUAUAAAUGCCAAAUUUCAAAUAUUGUAGUUCCAGAGGGAUGGGAUGCUUGGAAGAACAAAGGCAAAGAAGACUCCAUAACUUAUGAGGAGAUAGAUAACAAUGGAGCUGGUUCAGACACUUCAAAGCGUGUUCCUUGGAUAAACAAACUCAAUGCUAAUGAGGUGGAUCAGCUUGUAUCUAUUUCUUUCAUUGAUGCCGAUUCUUGGCUUGGUGGGAUAGCAAAGUAGAAAAAUGUUAGGUAUUGUAUGCCA
Molecule: messenger RNA, 1044 nt
Organism: Telopea speciosissima
Lineage: Eukaryota; Viridiplantae; Streptophyta; Magnoliopsida; Proteales; Proteaceae
Product: probable pectinesterase 55
Exons: 6
Coding region: 1-1020 (339 amino acids)
Biological process (GO): cell wall modification
Molecular function (GO): pectinesterase activity
Source: RefSeq, a predicted model, not a curated record